AUGUCGCGAAUCAUUUUUGAUAACAAUGAAUUUGAAAGAAUUGAUGCUGGUGGUAAUGGUGAUUGUUUUUUUAAGUGUAUCGCUCAAAAGAUAAAUAGCCGAGCUGGUACAGUUCGAGCAAAUGUUGUUACACAUGUUGUUGAAAAUUGGACAUCAUUUGAAACCUAUGCUAAAAAUAUUUUGGGGGUGAAUAGCAAGAAUGAUUACAAAGUUGAAAUGGGAAAAUCAGGCACACAUGCAUCAUUAAUAGAGUGCAAGGCAGCAGCAGACCGUUAUCUGGCAAAAUUUUUUGCUCGCGAAAAAGACCGAAACAACCCUAUUAAAUUUAGAAAUAUAAUUGAAAAAACAGCGGAGUGCCUCGAAAUAUCUCCAAGCACUGUUCAACAAAGCUUGCAAAUUGCUCCAAAAUCCGGUAGACCAGCGAUACCAUUCGAUAUUUUUCUCCAAGGGAUGAUUCGACAAACUAUUCAUGGAUUUUACGCGGAAAAAAUGUAUCCUUCUUUAGAAAUGGUUCAUAAAAAAUUACAAGAGUGUGAACACAUACCCGAUUUCAAGUUAACAACACUUAAAACUUGGUGUAAAAAAUUAAAUUUUUCAUAUAAAAAAUUCAAUAAAAAACCCGUUUGGAUGGAAAAUGUAUCGGUUGCCGCACAAAGAGACACUUAUCUUCGUCAAAUAGCGCAUUACAGGGAAAAUGGUUACAACAUUUUUUAUACUGAUGAAUCUUGGUGCGAUGCUAAUCAUUCUAGAAAAUAUGGUUGGAUCGAAACAAUUCAAUCAAGUGAAAUUAACAAUUUUGAUAGUGACCGCUGUCGUUGGCUUGUCAAUAGACCAGUACCACUGCCUCAAAACAUCAACGAAUUCGCCGACUUAACCAAAAAUGAAUUAUUGCAAUUAGCGAAACUAAAAUUUGAUAGUCGCAAAUUUCAUAAUUCGCACAAGUCUAAAGUUGAUGCUUAUAUUUUGACCCUUAAAAAACCCCUUUUAAAUUAUUUUGACUUGAAAAGCUAG
Molecule: messenger RNA, 1011 nt
Organism: Cotesia congregata
Lineage: Eukaryota; Metazoa; Arthropoda; Insecta; Hymenoptera; Braconidae
Source: the annotation of a GenBank genome assembly